Zophobas morio is the source of this 886-nucleotide messenger RNA. RefSeq lists its product as uncharacterized. The transcript has 3 exons. The coding region runs from base 23 to 451 and encodes 142 amino acids. The record is from RefSeq and is a predicted model, not a curated record. Lineage: Eukaryota; Metazoa; Arthropoda; Insecta; Coleoptera; Tenebrionidae.
CCGCCGACCGACUCCGUGACUCAUGGGGACUCUGAGGGACCCCAGUUCUUCGGCGAUCGUCGCUCGUGCUUCUUGCGCUCCGUCCAAGACGUCCUGCAGCCGCCAAACAGAGCGCGGCGCUAUUGCGUCCAUCGACCCGGAGCCACCUGCUUGCGAAAAGGGCUGUAGCGGCGGCGGCGGCUCUUCUGGGCCCGAGAUCGACCCAUCUGGGGCUGUCGCCGGGCGAAAACAACCCCAUGGACCCAUCGCCGGCCCGAAAAAAGGGACAACUACCCCACAAGGGGGUGAAACGCGAACAGGUGUGACCUCCCGUUCCCCCACUCUCCCACAAAGCCAACUCGGUCAGCGCCAGCGUAGAUGUCGAAAAUCACGAGCGGACGGACUCAAAGACGUGGGCGACGCCCAAACACCGUUGGACAUCAGGUGUGAAGAACUCGUCAAAGGAGCGUAACAUCAUUAAGUCGUAACGUUUAGUUUCUACGGUGCCAUAUUAAAGUUUAAUGUAUUGUAUAGUUAGGCUAAGACGAUUUCGGUAGCCGGAAAAUAAAACGAGACGAGCGACCGGCUACAGAUUUCAGAUAGCGAACGAUGUUUGAUCGAUGUCUGACUUUGAUCUUUUAUACUUUUAAAUUUAAAUCGCCUUUAUCUCCCCGUUAGCUCCGCUAGGUAUAGUCAUAUUUGUAAUUAUAAUUUCGUAUUGAUGUAUGAUUGACAACUCUGAUAAUGUUACUUUAGUCUAAGAUACUAAUUACAAAUUUUAAUUAGGCGUUUGAUAGUUUUUAAGUAGUCAUAAAUUUUGAUGCUGCUCAAUCUUGUACGAUUAGGCUGAGACAUGGCUUUAAUAAUUAUGUACGGAACUCUUACCAAUAAAUCGAUUAAGUGACAA